Venturia canescens is the source of this 5551-nucleotide messenger RNA. Its product is annotated as thioredoxin domain-containing protein 11. The transcript is spliced from 10 exons. Lineage: Eukaryota; Metazoa; Arthropoda; Insecta; Hymenoptera; Ichneumonidae. The record is from RefSeq and is a predicted model, not a curated record. The coding region runs from base 373 to 3123 and encodes 916 amino acids.
GGUGAUGUGCUGCUGACAUUCGAUCAGCUGUUGUUUUUGAGCCAUGAACAAAUUAAGCAAAGGAGGAGACAAACGUUGAGAGAACAAGAACGUCAGAACGAACGCAGGAAUAAGCAGCAGUGUAGUGUCGAUUGGGACAGGCCGGGACACGCGCGCGCGAGAAGCCUGAAACGUUCGUUCGGCUAAUGAAAUUUGGACACCAGUAACACACCAUAUUAAAUUUAAUGUUGACGUAUGAAAGGAAAAGGAGAUCUAAAAGGCAGCGUCUCCUCAUGACCGCAGCGUUGAUUAUGUGUAAUCUACUGUUUAAAACUUUAGCGUGAAUAUCGAGUCUCGAGAAGAAAACUAAGUGAAUUUUUUAUCGGGCGGAUAAUGUUGAGCGUGGAAGAGGAUUCCAGUACUCCACGAAAUGUUGAUGAUAGUGAACAACCGGCCACGCAAUCAGAGAAUUCCGACGUGGCCAGAACACGACGCUCAUCAAUAGAAGAAAGACUCGCGAGCAAGAUGUUUUCAUAUUCGAGGGAAAUUAUUUGUCUCUAUGUUGCUGUCACACUCACUCUUGGUUUUGCUGCGAUUCAUAGCGCGCCUCCAAGAAUAUCCAAACCUCCUGCAGCCCAACCUUUUUUCAACCAGAGCUCAGUAAUAUUGGAUUUUUAUAAAGGACAUUUAGAAGCAAUGGUAAAGCGUACGUCCGACGCAGAUUUGAGUUUUGUCAUGUACUAUGCUCCUUGGGACGCCGAAAGUCAGGCUGUCAGACAUGAAUUUGAAACUGUCGCCCAAUACUAUUAUUCCAAGAUUUUUUUUGCUGCCAUCAAUUGCUGGCAUCCCGGAUCCCAAUGCAGGGCUCAAUACAAUAAAAUUCAGAGUUAUCCAGUCCUCAUACUUUAUCCUUCCAGAGAUACCCCUAUUGAGUACAGAGGAAUAAAUACAGCUCCGUACAUGAUACGAUUUUUGGAAUCGUUCAUACAUCCGAUAAAUAGAAUAACCAAAAGAGAAGAGCUUGCUCAACUUCUUGUGGAAAGUGAUGCAGUAGUGGUUGGAUUUAUCGAUUUUAAGGGUUUAUCCAUUAGUCCGGGAUACAAAGAAUUUUACAGAACAGCAACGCGAUUUUUGGGGCGAGAUCCGAACAGAGAUGUGACUUUUGCACUCGUUACGGAUGUUCAAACAGCCAGCAAGGAAUUUGGCAUUUAUAACUUCCCAUCUGCGAUAUUGUCAAUGUGGAAUGAAACAUUGAUCUUUUCAACAGAGAAAAUGUGGACAACCCAAAAUUUGCUAAAUUGGAUUGGUGGCUCGAUGCACAAAGUUGCACUGUGGCUUCAACCACCGGGUGUUAAAUCUUUGACUCUGGCUCCCUAUAUGCGGGAUGGUCCUGUACUUUUUCUGUUCACACCGCGAAAUCCUCUUCACGAUUCAAAUUACAAUUUCAAAUUGCUGAGAGAAGUCGCGUUGCAAUAUUACAGUUGUGACGACAUUUUAUUAACUGAGAAUUUGGUUGAGCGGUUGAGAGAAAAUAUUCGUCAGGGAGCCGCAAAGCAUCGCCAGGCAAGUCAGAAAUGUGCGGAAGUUUUGAAGGAAAGAAAUUCGAGAAGUGACGCACCUACUGUAAGCGUGUUCAUUCAACGAUGGAUAAACGACAGUUGUUGCGCCAGAGUAGUGAUGAACAAAUGUUUGUCGUGCAAGAAAACACUCGGUACCAAUUCGAACGUGGAAUCUGGUGUUUGCAGCAUGUCCGAGGGUAGCAUUCAAGAAAUUUGCAAAGGCUUGGACGUUUUUAAAGCUGCGGAAAACGGGGAGGAGUUCGAAAAGCACCAAUUUUGUUGUGGUGGCGAUCGAAACUGGAACGCUAAUUUGAACGAAGAAUCUUCCGAUUCUCGAGAGAAUUACAAAUCCUCGGUACCAACUAACGAAAAAGAUCCACGGUCGGCACUGGGCGUAAAAGCAACGUUUUUCAAGGAUCAGUGCAUCAAAUUCUUGGCAGGAAAUAAAUAUCACUAUCCUAUUUUUCCGAAAGUAACAGGAGACACCCACCAAUCGAAAGUUACAGCUUCGGCUUGCAGAAUGAACAAGACUUUGGCACUCAUAGCCAUAGACAGUGUUCAGUACUUCCAUUUUGCCGAGGGACUCGGCAUUGAUAUUUUGAAAAUGAAAGAUAAGACCGCCGUCGUUAUUUUAGAUGCUGAUCAAGAAAGUCAGUACCUGAUGAAACAACCAUACAACCGCGAAUCAUUGAUAAACUUCAUCAACCAAUAUACCGAGGGUGUGUUACAACGAACCUUACGUUCUGAGAGCUCCAAAAGAUUCGCGCACGACUUCAAGAGCCGGCGGGGAUGUGAAAAUAUUAAGGAAACUGAGAUUUGCAUUCGAGAAUUAAAUGCAGAGACAUUUUUGGACGCAGUUUUAGACCCCAAAAUGGAUGUCGUUGUGAUGUAUCAUUCACCUUACUGCGCGUUCUGCAGUGCAAUCGCUUACGUGUAUCUGACCGUUGCUAAAUAUCUCUCGAAAAUGGAUCAUUUAACUUUCGUGAGAAUUGACGGCGACAACAACGAUUUGCCCUGGGAAUACAGCAUGGAUCGUUAUCCCUCGAUUUUGUUUUUUCCAGCAAAACGGAAAGAGGACAGCACCGUGUAUCCUUUCGCGUUACCGAUAACAAUACGAAAUCUAUUGAACUACGUAUUGGCAAACCUGGAAGGUGAUUCGCACGUGGAGGCGUUGGUUAAUAUUUGUAGUUACGGUUCCGGAGAGCCACCUCAAGACUGUGUAGCACGAACGCGUCGUCUGUGUCUGGAGAUAAUAGACAAAUUAUUGAUGAAUUAUCGUAGAUCGAGGCGCAGCCGCGAGUCGUUAUCGAAAAAGCGUGCGAGCCACGUGCGACGAGAAAUAUUAUUGAAACUGGAGCACAUGAGAGAAGUGCAUUUGAUCCUCGGCUCGGUGGAUAAUCUUCGGACGGAGGAUGGUAAAUUGGAGCAAAUUAGGCAGAAGUUCAAGACUUAUUACAAAAAUCUCGCUGCCCUUGGAAAACACAGUUAUAAGAAGAGUCACUCGCCAUCAAAGGAUAAAGCCGGAAACGCUGUGAUAGUUGAGUCACAGAGAAAAGAAGACAAAAAUCUUAAAGACGAAUUGUGAUACGUGAUCGGUCGUUUUAUCGACACCGCACUGCGAUUUGGACAUCGCUAUUUUCCAUACUCAAACGUUAAUUCCCCCAAUCAAUUUCGGUGAAUACGAGACUCGUGUUUCAACUGAUUCGUCAGAUAUUCAAGAAACGAUUCUCGUAUAGCCGAGAUGAAUUUUUCACCACAACUUUUUUACGCGAUCCGAAAAGGAUUUUUCCUGCGUGCAAGUCACGAGUUUGGCUCAGCACGCAUCUUUUUCCUGUGUGGACAGGAGUAUUUUUUCACCGUCAUAAAUUUAGUCUCACUCGUUGGCAUUGCUUUGACGGUUAUUGUGAAUUUCGCGAAUUUAUUCGAACCAAAAGCGUCACAUCCAGCAAAGGGAAUGAGUAAUAUUACCUAGUCGUGCAUUGAUCUAACGAUCGAUUUUUAUCGCCCGAAUGCCGGAGGCUGGAAUUGAGUGCAAUAUUUUUUACUCUGUUCGAAAAUACGAGAAUUGCCCGAGGUUUAAGCAUUUCUUUUGUUUCCUUCGAACGAUUCCUUCACAAUCGAUUCGAUUCCUCUCGCAACUCUGGCUUACUCGUGAAAUCAGUUUUUAAUCAAUUUUUAAUAAAACAGCUCAAAAUCAUUCCAUCGAAACCGAUAAUUGUUCGACAAUUUUUCGUAUGAACGUACAGCUGUUAAAAAAAUUAACAAAUUCGAAGAAAUCUCAAACGUUCACGUAAUUUAUUUGAAUAAUAUUAUUUCAAUGAACGACAUUCAAAUCAUGAUGAAUUGAGGCACAACGAUCAGUUUGGGUUUCCAUCAGUUUAGUGUGUGAUUUAUCUUUUUUUUUAUCGAUCGCACGCGAAACCAACAGAAACAUUGAUCGUUCCUAAUAUUGUAAUAGCUCCAUUGUAUUCUCGUAUUUAUUUUGCUUUUCAAUAGUUCCACUGGAAUCUUCCAUCAUAGAUUGGUAUUUUUGAUGAAUUUUCAAUGAAAUUAUAGGUUAUAAAAUGAUCAAAGUGAAAAUCGAAAGAGAAACCGCGUCGAAAAUCUAGCGAAUUGCGAAUUCUAAAUUUAUGGUUGAUGUGAUAAAAAAACCAAGGAAAUUUCCACUGCUUCUUGAGAAUUUUUAGCUCGGCAUGAAUAUUUUUUGACGCGUUGAUGAAAUCAUUACGAUAAAAUAAAGCUGUAUACGAUUAUUUUGGUGGUGAUAAAAAGACGUUAGUUAGUGAAAAUACGUGAUUAGUCAAUUUCUAUGAGAAGUUUGAAUAAUUCGCUCAAUAGGCGAGGCUGAACGGUGCGAGACUCAAUAAUAAUAAUAAUAAUAAUAAUAAUAAGUGAUACUAUCGUGUAUCAGAGUACGUGUAUGCGAGUACGAGUUCGUUUAUGGGUGUGAACGUCGGAGGUUUUGUUUUACGCUGCAAAUUGUAAAUUGUCUAUAUUUCAAUUGAUGAGUGUGAGAGGAAACGGUGUACAAACUGUACAGUUAUUAGUCAUCUGAGAAACUUCUUAUUAAUGUAUGAAAAUGAUAUUCGAACGAGAAGAAUCGUAACUGCUUCUCGGAGACUGACACUUGUCAUUAAUCUGAUAAAUCUGUUUCUCCAUUCAAUCGUGAAACGAGAAUUCGUUCAACUUUUUAUUCGAUUUUUCUGUCGUUGAAUAGACAGAAUGAAAAAAUAAUUUCCGUUAUGAUAAUUCAUCGACUCAAGAUUUCGAGGUUAAAAAAAGCUGAAAGUCUCAAAUUCGACAGAAAUUCUACGGCGUUAUUAUUUUCCAAUGAUAACGUACUAAAUUUUGUUCGAAUGUCAAUUUUUUUACUUUCUCACUGAUCUGCCAUCGAAUCAUGUUACUGAGAAUUUUUUUUUCAACUGAGAAUAAGUACAAUGAUUUUGAACAAAAAAUUGAGCCCCGAAGCGUUCGUGGAACAUUCAAUUAUGUAAAUUCUAAAGGGCACAAAAAUUUUGUCGUCCGAUACACCGAUGCGGUUGAACUUUAAUUUACAAACGGAGGAGCCUAAUUACGAAAAUUAUUCGAACGACAAAUGGGAGAAAAAUUGAAGGAAAAAGUUAUAUUUUUGUAGCGAGUGCAUUUUUCCUCUGUUUGUAAUGGCAGGAGUCGAUGCGACCGCAGCGCCGAAGCUACUGAGUAUCGACACGAUAACGAAUUCGCACCUUCGAAAACAAAGGUUUUCUCAAUUUUUUACAAGUGGAAAAAACACGGCUGAUGAUUAUUUGCACUGUUCAUUGACACGAGCCGACGAAUCUUAACUCGGAAACUACUAAGUAUAUAUAAUAAGAAAACGUAUAUUUAUUUAUUUAAAAUAUAUAUUUUAUGUUUAUUUCAAAUGAAUUCAGUGUACAGCGUAAAAAAAUGUGGUUCGAAUGGAGAGAAAAGAAAGAGUGCUGUUGCUGUAAAUUUAUGUAAAUACAAUAAUAAUAAUUGUUAUUUUAUGUGUUGAA